Molecule: messenger RNA, 1719 nt
Organism: Macadamia integrifolia
Lineage: Eukaryota; Viridiplantae; Streptophyta; Magnoliopsida; Proteales; Proteaceae
Product: UDP-glycosyltransferase 87A2-like
Exons: 2
Coding region: 148-1557 (469 amino acids)
Molecular function (GO): UDP-glycosyltransferase activity
Source: RefSeq, a predicted model, not a curated record
CACUUUUUUUUUUGGGGUAAGGACCCUCACACAGUUACACUUGAAAGUCUCCUUCAGGCUCCAGAGACUACCUAGUUCUCCUGUGCUUCUAAAAGAAAGUUCCUCCUAGUCUUACAGUUUUGAUUUUUUGAGCAUUUUAUUGCGGCCAUGGGUUCCGUCAAAGCAGAUACAAGUAAAACCCAUAGGAGAUCGUGCCACGUUGUGGCGAUGCCGUAUCCUGGUCGAGGCCACAUCAACCCUAUGAUGAACCUCUGCAAGCUUCUCGCGUCCAGAGGAAGUGGAAGUGGAAGCAGUAGUGAUGAUAUUCUCAUCAGCUUCGUGGUGACGGAAGAGUGGCUGAGCUUCAUAGGUUCCGAUCCCAAGCCAGAUAACAUCCGGUUCCGCUCUAUCCCUAAUGUCAUACCCUCGGAGAAGGGCCGCGCCGGCAACUUCGCCGGCUUCCUCGAAGAGGUUAUGACUAAGGUGGAAGAUCCCUUUGAGAAGCUGCUGGACCAGCUAGAACUAGAGACUCCGGCGACGGCCAUUAUAGCGGAUACUUACUUGGUGUGGGCUGUUGGGGUAGGGAACCGAAGGAAUAUUCCGGUGGCAUCACUGUGGACCAUGUCACCCCCAGUCUUCUCAAUGUUCUAUCAUUUCGACCUCCUUGUACAAAACGGACAUUUCCCUGCCAACUUAUCAGAGAGGGGACAUGAACUCAUCGAUUACAUCCCGGGGAUCUCUUCUAUAUGCUUAGCAGACCUGCCAACAAUCUUCAAUGGGGCCGGUAGAGAAGUGUUGGGUAGAGUCAAGGAAGCCAUCUCGUGGGUGCCUAAAGCACAGUGCCUUCUGUUCACAUCCUUCUACGAGCUUGAUACCAAAUCCACAGAUGCCCUAAGGGCAGCACUCCCAUUCCCAGUGUACCCUGUUGGCCCCUCCAUACCUCACAUGACACCAAAAGACAAGAAGAACAUUAAUGAAGACUAUAUCAAUUGGCUAGAUUCUCAAUCUGAAGGAUCUGUCUUGUAUGUAUCAUUGGGUAGCUUUCUAUCAGUUUCAAGUGAUCAGAUGGACGAGAUUGCAGCUGGGUUACAUGACAGUGGGUUCCCAUUCUUGUGGAUUGCUAGGCAGGACACUUCAAGGUUACAGAAGGCUUGUGGGGAGAAGGGGUUGGUGAUACCUUGGUGUGACCAGUUGAGGGUCCUCUGCCAUUCUUCCAUAGGAGGCUUUUGGAGUCACUGUGGGUGGAAUUCAACACUAGAAAGUGUAUUUUCAGGUACUCCUAUGCUUACUUUUCCCAUCUUCUGGGAUCAAAUGCCCAAUAGUAAAUUAAUUGCAGAUGACUUGGGAAAUGGAUGGAGAGUGAAGAAGGUGGGAUCUGGGGAUGAAAAUGAGGUUGUGAAAAGAGAUGAUAUUGCCAGGACUGUGCAGAGGUUUAUGGACAAUAGUGGAGAAGGAAGUAAAGAGAUGAAAAGAAGAGCUAGAGAACUCCAACUUGCUUGUCAAGGAGCCAUUGACAAGGCUGGAUCUUCUGCGACUAAUUUGGACGCUUUUGUCAGGGACAUUCUGCAACAUCCCUAAUGUGACUACAGUUCUAAAUUUAUAUCAAAUUGCUCUAUAAUAAGAACUAUUGAUAGCUUACCCAUGCAAUUUGAAAAAUGGGCAAGGUCGGUCCAUUCUCUGAACCUCUACUAGAUGUUUCAAACUCAUCACAGUAUAUGAAUCAAUUUUCGAUUCAAAGUA